Molecule: messenger RNA, 1455 nt
Organism: Ogataea parapolymorpha DL-1
Lineage: Eukaryota; Fungi; Ascomycota; Pichiomycetes; Pichiales; Pichiaceae
Exons: 1
Coding region: 1-1455 (484 amino acids)
Biological process (GO): transport
Molecular function (GO): transporter activity
Source: RefSeq, a predicted model, not a curated record
AUGUCCAUAGUGAUAUCUAAAUGGCUGGUCGCUGUUUGCGGGACGACCAGUUUGAUAUCGUUGAUGAUAUCAGCCUUGGCUAUUUAUUUGCAGUCGAGUAACUACAGAAAACCAUUUGAACAGCGACUCAUAAUCAGAAUACUGCUUAUUGUUCCAUUAUUUGCGGUCACUUGCUUUGUGACUUUGAUUAACCCAAGCAUAGGGAAAAUCAUUGAACCGAUAAGAGAAAUUUACGAAGCGCUAGUUAUCUAUACGUUUUACAAGCUCCUUGUUUACAUGCUUGGGGGUGAGCGACAAAUCAUUCAAAACUCUUUUGACAAGCCGAAAACAAACCAUCCGUUUCCCGCUAAUAUCAUCUUCCGGCCCAUUGACUUUUCCAACCCUUCACACUUUUUACUCGUCAAGAGAUGUAUCCUACAAUAUGUGUGGGUCAAACCACUUUUAUACUUAGUGAUCAUUGUUGGAUCUAUUACCGGGAUAUAUGAUAGCUCAGACAUUUCAUGGGGGAGCUUAUACACUUGGACAGGAAUAGCUUAUAAUGUGAGUGUCACUAUCUCACUGUACUAUCUUGCUAUGUUCUGGAAAUGCUUAUAUUCAGAGUUAAAAAAGUUUAGCCCUUGGGGUAAAUUUAUGUGUGUGAAGCUAAUUAUUUUUGCUUCGUAUUGGCAAGGCUUGAUGCUUGAUGCAAUGACUUGGGCCGGAUUGAUUUCCCCGAAGAGUUCAUCAGACUUGGCCAAUUUGACGGGGAGCCAAAUUCAGAAUGCAUUAUUAUGUUGUGAAAUGAUAUUCUUUGCAUUAUUGCACUGGAAGUCUUUUCCCUAUACUGACUUCACUCAUGAGAAAUAUGGUGAUGCAGCCCGCGUGUCUACUUGCCAUGCCUUCAAAGAUUGGAUUUUUCUUGGAGAUCUUGCUUACGACCUCAAAAUGACAACACUGUAUGGAGAUAUGUACAACUUCCGCAAUUUCGAUUCCAUCAACGAUAAUCGAAUCUAUCCAAAUUCUGCCAGCUUCAAUCAGCGUAUUUACGAUGGGCUGCGAUAUUCUUCUGAUGGCCGUAAAUAUUGGCUCCCAGACCAACGUAAGAAACAUCGAUCGGGAUCAUCAGGCUCGUCUUCGAAAUCAGUCAAUGGACUUCAUACCACCAUCGACGAAAAUACUUCACUUAUUGGGUCUCACAAGCCUUUUUACUUAGAUACCGUUUCUGAAGAAUUACCAAGCUAUUUCCUUGAAAGCAACACAGAUACUGAGUAUCUUUCGCCAGAAUACGCAAAAGAUGAAACUCUCUAUAAUUUCGUUCGGACAAAAUAUGUUCCCGAAAAAAUCCUAAAUUAUCCUGUGACAUACGAUUAUAAACUAGUUGACAGUUCUAAAAAGAUGACGAGACUGAAAAGCCAGUUAAAGCAGCACCGAAAGUCUGAUAGCCAGCUGUUGAGGAUUAUUGGUGAGAGUCAGUAA